Messenger RNA from Colletotrichum spaethianum, 567 nucleotides. RefSeq lists its product as uncharacterized. The coding region runs from base 1 to 567 and encodes 188 amino acids. NCBI's taxonomy places the organism in Eukaryota, Fungi, Ascomycota, Sordariomycetes, Glomerellales, Glomerellaceae. The transcript has a single exon. The record is from RefSeq and is a predicted model, not a curated record.
AUGUCCCGCUAUUUCCCACACGCGGCCUACGCAGAGGACCAACCCCUCGCCCGCACAAUUCUGACAGUCCACGUUCUGACCCGGGGCUACACCACCGGCGCCGUAGUGGGUCUAGGAGUAUCCGCCGUCGGCGGGCUCUACAACCGGCUCCGCGGCGCUAAAGCGUCGGCUCCGACCCCGCUCACCACAACACUGCGGUCUGCUCGACUCCUCCGCUCGACGGGCACAGCCAGCGCCGUUGGCUUAGGACUCAUGGGUAUCGCGCUCGUGGGGAGGAUGCAGGGGCGCGAUGACAUUGAAUGGCGCGAUCGCGCGUGGCGGCUGAUGGUGAACCAGGGGCAGCUGGAGACGGACGACUGGACGUAUGGUGGUGCUGUGGCGGGGCUUGUUGCAGUUGCUGUGAGGCCGCAGUUGAAGACCGUUGGAGGGUGGAGGGUUUUUGCUGGCGCCACGGGAUUGGGGAGUGUUGCAGGUACGGCUGGGUAUCUGAUUUGGAGGUAUGGGCUUCAUGGUGGGAAGCAUGUCGAAUAUGCUGCUGUCGAAAAACCUGCGCUGUCAGGUCUGUAA